AUCACUUGAAUCAGGUCAAGCGCAGUGCUCAGCUCAAGCGCAUGCUAUUACGCGAAAGCUCCUUGGGCAAGAUGCAUUGCUAGUAAAUCAAAUAGCAGCUACGGUAGUAUGGCUCGUUUCAGCUGCAAUGGAGCUCUGUGUGCACUUGCAAUGAGUUCAGCGGUGCUUCAGCAGUUGUAUCUCGGGGCAUGGCGCUGUGAAAAGCCUCCAGCUGUCAGGAGCCAAUGUCCUGCAUCCUGGUGCUUUGGAAGCAGGUUGUCUGAAGCAGCAGGUGCUGCAGAUGCACAGAUUGUGGCAGCUUUACUAUCUAGCUGCAAGUCAGAAGAUGAGACUUCAGUAUUAUCUCCUCAGCUCAGAGUCAACGCGACUGGCAGCAGACUCAAUGCUACCAGAUCCACAGCUGCGCAAAAAGCAGAUUCACUGCCCUAUAAAACUCUCAGCAUCGCCUUUCCUUAUUCACUAUUCUCUGUCUGUCUGUCUAGCUUCACAGUCUUGCCAGAAGGCCUUCAGCCCCCUCCUCUGCAGCAAUACACUCAUGGCGCCUCCCUGCAUCUCUAGAUCAUCCAUCAGAGCAGCGCCUAUAAGCUCUUCUUCUACCACCACCAUCUCUGCCGACCUGGGUGCUGACUGCGCACACCGCUCCACUCGGCUGCUACCUAAGCGCCAUCACAUUGUUGCGGAGCUUGAUCACAGUGCUGUUGGUAAACUUUCCACGCACUGAGAGCUUUCGAUGAGGAAACACUUGAGUAUGACGAGCCCAUCGCUUUCAAACGCUGCUCUCUUGACAUGCUGAGAGCUUUUGAGCUGCAACCUCGUUCUGUUGAUGGUCCUGACAAGUUUGAGGUCUUUCCCAAGAUCAUGGAGCAAAAGGACCUUUCCCUCAUGAAUGAGAAGGAGAGGGCUGGUUUGCGCGAGGUGCGCGUCAACGAGGGUCUCUUUACAUCUGCAUCGGCUGAUUGGGAAAAGAGAGGAGCAGGAGCAGAAGUACGCCGUCAAAGCUGCCCGGCUUGAGAAAGUUCCUGACGAACCAACGGGCCUGGUUCACGCGGCGGCGCCGACGUCCAAGAGCCCAAUCAGCGAGCUGAAGCCACGACGGCCUAUUCGCUCCUUGACAGCCAAGGCCCUCACCAAGCAGUUUGGAGGAGAGAAGCGUAGCAAGGUUUUGGACCUGUCACAGCAGGCGCCGAAGAAAUGGAAGGGGGCGCCCAAAGAAGACGCCGAGGUGAUGUCCGCUCCUAGCACUCAGCCUCGCAUCGUACUUGGGGCUUUGCCCGUUUGUACCACCGGCACAGUGGUCUUUGCCAACGGAAGGCCCGCCGCAGUCAGCCUUGCCGGAAGCUUAAGAUUUCUUGCCCCGACUGCCUUAAGGGACACCUUGUGGUCGUGA
Klebsormidium nitens is the source of this 1387-nucleotide messenger RNA. The record is from the annotation of a GenBank genome assembly. NCBI's taxonomy places the organism in Eukaryota, Viridiplantae, Streptophyta, Klebsormidiophyceae, Klebsormidiales, Klebsormidiaceae.